Messenger RNA from Ochotona curzoniae (black-lipped pika), 837 nucleotides. RefSeq lists its product as uncharacterized. NCBI's taxonomy places the organism in Eukaryota, Metazoa, Chordata, Mammalia, Lagomorpha, Ochotonidae. Bases 1 to 819 code for a protein of 272 amino acids. The record is from RefSeq and is a predicted model, not a curated record. Gene Ontology annotation, biological process: Golgi vesicle transport. Gene Ontology annotation, cellular component: membrane. The transcript has 6 exons.
AUGUCGCUCUGUUGGAUCGACAGCAAGGACAAAGGUCUCCAAGUCUUGAAAGGAAUCCACCGCUCAAAUUCAGGAGAAUCCUUAAGUCAGGACAGCACACUGAGAAGAGUUUUUCCUCACAACUUCCGAGAGCUGCUCUCAGACCCACCCCAGGAGACUCCUGGCUGGGACGGGCCUGGACGGGUCAGGGGUGAGUGUGGCCGGCGCGCUGCGCCCGAGGAGCUGCGGCCGGGGUCUUGUUCGAGGGCCGGACGGGGGUCCAGGGGCGCCUGUGUCCGCUGGCCCGGUGCUGGCCGGUACACGGCGGAGCAACCGGGACUUAUAGCCCUGAGGGUGGGUGCCGGCCGGUACCGCGGGAGGAAGCGACUGGCGAGGACGAGGAUCCUGAGGGAGGUCCAGAAAGCUGUGAACACUGCCCAGGGAUUGUUUCAGAGAUGGACAGAGCUCCUCCAGGACCCUUCCACAGCAACAAGAGAGGAAAUCGACUGGACCACCAAUGAGCUGAGGAACAACCUGCGCAGCAUUGAGUGGGAUUUGGAAGACCUUGAUGAAACCAUCAACAUAGUUGAAGCAAAUCCUAGAAAAUUCAACCUCGAUGCCACUGAACUGAGUAUAAGAAAAGCCUUCAUUACAAGCACGCGGCAAGUCGUCAGGGCUUAUUGUGCACCCAGGAGCAUGGGCACCAGUUGCUUUAUGAAGAAGUAUGAUGGGGCUGAGGCUGUAGCAAAGCAAGGUAAGCCACCACCCGCAGUACUGGCAGACCUUAUAGACACAAGCUCAAGUCCCAGCUGCCCCACUUCCCAUCCACUUCCCUGCUAAUACACUUGAGAAAGCAGU